Molecule: messenger RNA, 1655 nt
Organism: Triplophysa dalaica
Lineage: Eukaryota; Metazoa; Chordata; Actinopteri; Cypriniformes; Nemacheilidae
Gene: cstpp1
Product: centriolar satellite-associated tubulin polyglutamylase complex regulator 1
Exons: 9
Coding region: 107-1096 (329 amino acids)
Source: RefSeq, a predicted model, not a curated record
ACAGCGUCUCCUUGACAAUGACCAAUAAACCGCAUCAUCUGUAUGGGAGACCCGCAGAGUCAUGCUCGCGCAUCAGCAUCCCAGUUUCGGAGAAUAACCGAACAAUAUGAAAAUGAACACGGAUCGUUUCAGCGUCACAGUUGACGAGUAUUUAGCUGAAAACAAUGUCCUGUUCUAUCUGAAUGAUGCAGUCACACAGCUGCUUGAACAUAAGGAGGAAUACACCCAGUUUGGUGUGGUCCGGUAUUUUACAGAAUAUUUUACCAGUGUGAAGAAUGGAAACCAUGUGCUCUUCAGGGAAUUCAAUUACAUCAAGGCAACACCUCAUAACAGGGUCUCAUUCAUUCAUAUCUUCUGGAAAUGCUUUAGACAGAUUGGAAAAAAUGGAGAUUUACUGGCAAUGUCCGAAUACAGUUCACUUUUACAGCUGUUAUGCCCAGACUUUCCUAUUGAGAUGGUACAAAACACAGCCAGGAUUGUUCUGAUGGAUGAUGCCAUAGACUGUCUGAUGUCAUUCUCAGAUUUUAUCUACUCAUUCCAAAUCCAGUUUUAUUAUGAAGAGUUUGUGCAAAGCGUGUCUCUGAUAUACCAAGACCUGCUCUCGGGAAAGAGUCCAAACACUGUUAUAGUCCCAACCUCCACCUCAGUUGAGCAGUUAUCCAGCGCAGCCAAUGAGGAGCGCGAAACACAGAAAGGCGUGGACUCCUCCGUCUUCAGUGAAUGCAUAGAAGCAAUUUGCGAGAGGCUCAAACACAAAUAUCCUUCCAAUGCUGCUAUUAAAGAGGUCCUACAAAGCAGUCAGGAUGUGUCUUUCUAUGGCUUUCUGAUGGCGUUGGCCAAACACGAGGGAACAAACCAAGAUAUCGGUGCUCUUCCAAAUAAAUCAGACCUGCUCAUUGAUCCAGAAAUGGACCUGGAGCUGGAGAGACUCAUAGCUCAAGUCGCCAUCAGCCCUACAUCUAACAGCAGCAGCAGCGCUGCAGGACAGAAAGAUUUGUCCAAAAAGGCCUCACCGCGCAAAUCCCUUCACCAACGGAAGAGGAUCGAAAUGGAAAGCGAUGGUUCCACGGAGGAGACCGAUUCUUCUGAGAAUUAAAGGAACAAUUCGCGUAAAAAUGAAAAUUCAUUUGCUCACCCUCAAGUUGUUCCACAUAUGAAUAAAUGUCUCUGCUCCGAUGAACACAGAUAAAGAUAUUUUUAAGAAUUCUUGAACUUUUUUGCCAACCAUUGACUCCCAUAGUAGGAAUACAUAGGAUUCUACAUUCUUCAAAAUAUCUUCUUUAUAAUAUUUCUUCUGUUGAACACAAAAGAAGAUAUUUUGAAGAAUGUAGGAAACCAAACCGUUCCUGGGGCCAUCUUAACUAACAUCAUUUUUUUUCCUACUAUGGUAAUCAAUAGUGGCCAAGAACUGUUUGGUUACAAGCAUUCUUCCAAAUAUCUUUCUCUGUGUUUAUCAGAACAAAGACAUUUAUUCAGAAUUGAAAGAACUCGAGGGUUGAGUAAAUAACGACAGAAUUUCAUUUUUGGGGGAACUGUCCAUUUAACACCUGCCGAUUGUUAUACUUACAAUAAUUCAAUGAAAUAUCACAUGUGAAUGCAUUACAACUGUAGAUAUUACAUGAGACAAAAAUGAUAUAAAAAGUAAAAUCACUUCA